CUUCGCUCCACUCAACCUCCGAAACAGCAUGAGUCACAUCAAGGACCAAGUUGAUGGGUGGAUAGAGUGCGAUAAGCAGUCGAUCGUCGAUCUUUUUUCCGCCCUUGUACGGUGCAAGACUCCUAGCCCUCCUGGGGACACACGAGACGCAAUGACCUUGGUGGAAAUGUUCAUGUCUUCACAAAAACUUCCUUUCAAGAAAGCCACGGCCGUUGCAACAAUGCCUAACCUCGUCUCUACGGUUAAGAUGCCUGCAGAGGGGCGACAUCUCAUGUUCAGUGGCCACCUCGACGUCCUGCCCGCUGGUGACGAGUCGGGAUGUGUCGAUGACCCAUGGAGCGGGAAUGUGUCGGAUGGGCGAGUAUAG
Dothidotthia symphoricarpi CBS 119687 is the source of this 367-nucleotide messenger RNA. RefSeq lists its product as uncharacterized. The record is from RefSeq and is a predicted model, not a curated record. Bases 29 to 367 code for a protein of 112 amino acids. The transcript has a single exon. NCBI's taxonomy places the organism in Eukaryota, Fungi, Ascomycota, Dothideomycetes, Pleosporales, Dothidotthiaceae.